AUGCUCCCCGCGGCGCCCGGUACCAAUCCCGGCAUGCCCCGCCGGUCCUCCAGCCCCGCCCUUCCCUGGGCGGUCCUCCGGGCCGCGCGCGAUAUCCCGGCAGCGCCGAGUGCGGGAGGAGAGCCGAGGAUGCGGGAGCUGUCGGGCAUGCAGCGGGAGCACCGCGAGGCCCUUCGCUCCUCCCACCUGCUGCUAGCCAAGCAGCUGGUGCCCGGCGAGGUGUGCCAGCACCUGUUGGCCCAGCGCGUCCUCACCGAGGAGAUGCUCGAGCUGAUUGAGGCCAAGAGUGGCCCAUUCAGCCGCAAUGUGGAGCUGCUACGUCUGCUGCCAAAGCGGGGUCCGUCCGCUUUCGACGCCUUCUGCCAGGCACUGCGGGACACCGAGCAGGGUCACCUGGUCGCCCUGCUCCACCAGCACUUGACCCCGGGGCCGGACGUCGCCCCCUCACAGACUCCGAGGACGCUGGAGGCCGCCCCUGGGGACGGGGAGAGGGAGGGCGCGAGCUCUACGAAGAAGCCCCGCAGAUCGGACACGGCGGAGACCUCGCUGGACGACGGUGACGGCCCCCUCUCCUGUUCCGUACUCCCCUGCUCAGCGGAGUUCUACCAGCGUCAUCGGGAGACGUCCUACAGGAUGGAUUCGCGGCCCAAGGGCCUGGCGAUGAUCAUCAGUAACGUGCGGUUCGGGGGCGCCCAGGAGCUGGUGGACCGGCAGGGAGGGGAGGUCGACCACUGGGCCCUCGAGAAGCUGCUCACCUCGCUGGGUUUCAGCGUCAGGAGCUUGCACGACCAGGCGGCCGAGGUGAUGAAGUCGGAGUUGCUGCAGUUCGCCCGGCUGCCAGAUCACCGGUCGAACCACUCCUGCGUGGUGGCCCUGUUGUCCCACGGCGUGGAGGGGGCGGUCUACGGCUCAGACGGGAAGCUCCUGCAGCUCCAGGAUGUGUUCCGGCUCUUCGACAACGACAGCUGCCCGCAGCUACAGAACAAGCCCAAGAUCUUCUUCAUUCAGGCCUGUCGGGGAGGUGAGUCGACCCUCCCUCACUCUUCACUCCCUGUCUCCUCACCGUCGCUGUGACCAACACACCCUCAUCUCCCCCUGUCUCCCCGCUCCAUCUCUCCUCCCAUCUCUCGGUCUUCCUCCUCCGUCUCUCCAUCUCCC
Messenger RNA from Mobula hypostoma (lesser devil ray), 1158 nucleotides. RefSeq names its product caspase-2-like. Gene Ontology annotation, biological process: regulation of apoptotic process; proteolysis. Gene Ontology annotation, molecular function: cysteine-type endopeptidase activity. The transcript has 8 exons. The record is from RefSeq and is a predicted model, not a curated record. NCBI's taxonomy places the organism in Eukaryota, Metazoa, Chordata, Chondrichthyes, Myliobatiformes, Myliobatidae. The coding region runs from base 1 to 1074 and encodes 357 amino acids.